AGCUUGGGACCUUAACCACUCAGCUGUGGGGUGGCCCAGAAAUAGUUCUUAUUUCACCAUAGUUUCCUCCUGGGCUUUCCCCACCCCAACCCCAGUGGGAGGGGGAUGGCCUGACCAAGAGGAAGAGGCUGAAGAGAGCUGAGCAGUAGCUACAGAGUCCCCUAGAGUCUCAGUCCAGUCCCAGGCUGAGGUCUGUCCAGGCCCAGAGGUAGCAUCUGCAGCUGGAGGGUCCAGCCUACAGGCCAAGACCUCCGCCUCCUCCCCAGGCAUCCCACUGCCCCUCGGAGGCCUUUGCCUCCCUCAGCUCUUCUUCCCAGGCAGGCUGGGGUGGCUGCACCGAGUCCCCGGCUCUGGCUCCCUCUCCUUGGGGCUUCCCUGCUCCCUCGCUUCCCUCCCCUCACCCCAGCUCAACAAGAGAGCCCAUGGCCUGGGAGGCCACACACCUGCUGUCACCUCUCCUGCUGGUGCUCCUGGCCUCAGGUGAGGGGCAGGCUCCUGGGAACAGAAGCCAGAGAUGCUGCAUAAACUGGAGGGCGAGUCAAUCACCGUGAGAUGCCAGUACCAGUUCCAGCAAGGUUGGAACAAGAUGAAACACUGGUGUAAGGUAAUAAGAGAAUAUACUUGUGACAUAAUCGUCAGCAAUGCCAGGAUCCAGAAAGGGGCUCGACACUCCCUCCAGGAUUAUCCCAGGUCUGGCUUCUUUUCCGUCACCAUGACUGAACUCAGGGUGGAGGACUCAGGAAUCUAUUGGUGUGGAAUCGGAGAAUCUUACAGGAUCUUUGGUCUAAGAGCCAUCCAUCUGGUGGUAUCUCAGGCUUCAACCCUGCCCACCCCCAGGAGCACCAGGAGGACCACAGCCUGGACCUCUGCCAUCAGCCCUGUCCUUGACAGCCCCACAGAUAACUGGAACGUCAUCUCGGGCGUGGUGGUGGCCGUCCUGCUGCUGGUGCUCACCCUCUUCCUGAUCCUAUACCUCAGGAAAGCCCGAGGAAGAGCCAGGAAAGGUGAGGAUGAAUCCCACCACAACUAUGACAACAUUUCAGCCCAGGAGGCAGAGUGUCCUGUGCGUAGCAAGGACCCGUCACCAGGACAGAGGGAAUCUCAGCUUUCCAGGGGCUCCGAUCAGCGGAUGGGCUCCAGCGAGGACCCCGGGGCGAUCUGCUAUGCCUCACUUAUCCACCUGAACCACCUCGGCCUUGAGGACUCCAUCUAUGUCAAUACCGCCCCCAAUCCGAAGCCCACGCCUGACCCCCUUCUGGCUGUGGAAUAUGCCAGCAUCGCUAGAAACAGACCCCAGCCCUCCAAGUCCGCAGCCCUGGAGGGGGAACAGGACCUGAAGGCAGAAUUCACUGGGCAGUGAGCACCUAUCAAAUGCCUGUGAGGCACAGGGCUGCUCGACCAGCAAUGGGGUGACUUUAGUGUGGCACAGACGGUCCCAAACCUGCAAGAGGUCACCCCUUCCUGUAAAGGAGGUGAGGAAGGGGGAGCAAAGGAAGGAAAGUCCUGGUCACCCCAGAGGGGAGAAGCUUAAGUGUGAGGGCUUCAAGGGGCAGGCUGUGGGGACAACAAAUGGGGUUUAGGGACACCUCCCCACUCGCCUCCCCCGGGUCUGGGACCCAGAGCCUCACCUCCCUCUCCAACACUCACUUCCUUCCUGAUCAGGGGCUACGAAAUCCUGACAGAUUGUGCAAGUUCCUCUACUGGUGGCUGUCUCUGCGAGAGUCCCCUCCCUUAACUGUACUCUCAGGGCCUCUAAGCCAAGCUGGAAGGUUCCGUCUCUCCCAGCCCAGAUCCCCCUCUCCUUCCUGGCCUCCCGAUUCUAAAUAAUCCUCACUAAAGACCCUGCCAGGACAUAGGCAGUGCCCACCACUCAGGGGUCACCCCUCAUCCUGGGCCUUGCUGGGCUCUCACAGGGGAGCUUCCUUCCAUCUGGCGCCCACAUGGCUCCAUCAGAACUGACUUGGGCUCCUCUGCCUCCGCGGAAACUAUCCUCCACUCUGCUAACUGUGUCUCGGUCCAGCAGAGGAGGCUGCAGGACACCUCCUGCCUGGCUGAAGCAUAAUUUCACAGGGCCCUUCUGGAGACAGAAGGUAAUGUGUGCCCCCAAGGAGCGACUCUGAACUCUGGGAACUCCAGGCCACGUGGGCAGGAGGCUUGUGUCCUGCCCCAUCGUGGGCAAGGUUCCUUGGAAUUGUGGAUUCAUCGUUUCUCAAGGGAGUGACAUUACAGGUCAUCGAAUCCAACUGCCAAUGGCAUGUGAGAACCCCUCUGUGAAACCCCGGUGAGUCAUGAAGUCUCUGCUACAACUGAAGGACAGGGGUCUCACCACCUCCUGCUCGGGCAGCUCGUUUGUGAAUGUUUUUGUCAGACGGACCUUGCUUCCCCUCAGUGACAAUGAGACAUCAGCCUUGCCCACAGAUGGGACCUGAGGGUCAGGUUGCGUCAUGGCCAGAAAGAGAGUGAGGAGUUGGAGAGAAGGGUGGAUGGUUUGAGGUCUGGCAGGCUUGUGUGCAAGGCUGAGGUCUUCCUCUGGGAAGAAAGUGGCAGGAAGUGCCUGUCACUUGUGACAUCUCUGCUGCCAUCAUCCACCUCCCAGGUUCCUAGUGUUGAGGAUUUGGUUCUGUCCCCAGUCUGUAGCUCCCUGGGGACACAACUGAUGGGUGCAGACCUGCAGGACCAGACACUGGGGUGGAGGGAGGCGAGGAGCAGGGAGGGAGCAGGAUGCUCUGAGCAUCAUCCUGGCUCCUCAGGGGUCUGUCCCAGCCUUCCUGCCUGAGUCCUUCUCCUUCCAGAGGCUGGGCAAUUGCUGCACCCUGACCUCCCACCCAACUCGGUCUUGCUCUGAGAAGGUCAUUGGCACUGACCUGUGCCCUCCUUUGACCUCUGGUUCUUCAUAGUUCCAGGCAUCUGACAGCACCUCCACUCUCGGUCUAUAUUUUAGCCUACCUGCCCACUGGGCAAGCCCGUCUUUAUCAUGUUCCCCCCAACUUGGACUUCCCGCCUGCAUUGCUCUGGCUGCAGUACCAGGAGACAUCCCAGGGGUCAGCUUCCUCGUGAACUGUUAAAACCCAAAGGAUUUACUCAGCCUAGAGCUCCUGGGGUUAUUUUCAUUAGACAAGUACUUAUGGGUGCCUCCUGACUGCCAGGCACUGCUCAGAAUUGGGGAUCAGAGGUUAACAGAGUAAGCCAGCAUUGAUGGAGUGCUUCUUCUGGGCCGCAUUCCUCUACAUGCAUUAAUGGCUCAAACAUCCCUCUAAGUUAAGUACUUGCCUCCAUUUUAUAGAUGGAGAAAUUGAGGCAUAGAGAGAUUAAGUGAUUUCCCAAAGUCACACAGCUAGUAGAUGGUGGAUCCUAGACCCUGAAGUGUUAACCACAAUGAUUCUUGGUCCCCGUUACUGUGAGGAUCUCGUUGUUGUGUGUGUGUGUGUGUGUGUGUGUGUGUGUGUGCACGUGCACAUGUGUGCAUGUGUUGGAUAGAUGUAUGAAAACCAAUGACAGUACAAAGCAAUAUGGCUACAGCUAGAGGAAUGCUCAUGGUGCUAGGAGAGAAUGGGCGGGAUGCACGACCUUUUCUGAUAGAAGCCCCAGGAGCCAUGAGAGGAUAGUAAGAGUGCAGUUGACUCGGCUAGGGAGUCCAAGGGAAGAGUUUCCCAGUUAACUGGGGGCCCCAGAUAAGAGGACUUGAGCUCCUCCUGCCCGCCCUGGCCCAGGGAGAGGGCUGCCCCUUCGGCCACCAGCAGAGGCCUGGAGGCACCUGCCAGAGCUGUGGCCUCAGGGAUGUACACCUUCCCCGCAUCUCAGCACUGAGGCAGCCAUGGCAACCAAGCCACCCCAAGACACGGGCCCCACAGGAGGGGGUGCUGCUCCUUGGCCUUUGGACGUCAGCAGGCUUUGGCCCCAUUGCAUAUGCCUGAGCUCCCCACCCUUUGGGCACCAUCCUUCUCCCUGAGGGCUGCCCACCCAGCACAACAUGGGGCCUGCCUUCGCUUUGCCCCUCACGCUCUUAAUGCACAUGAUGCUGUAGGUAAAGAUUUUAUCCAUCGACUCGCCUAUUUUAUCUUUUGAUUGUUGUUUUAAGCCACUAAGUUUGUGGAUAGUUUUUCAUGCGGCAAUAAACAAUCAAAACAAAUAGCCAAGACAAAUUUGAAGUUCAAAGCCAUGGGGAAAGGAGAUGACUUACCUGACCAGAACCCAAACCUCACUGUGAGGUUCUAACAUCCUGGAAUAGAAAGUCCGCCAGGGCCACUGAACCAAGAGGUGAGGAACAGACCCGUGUACAGAGGGAAACUUGGUAUUUGCCAGGGCAGGCACUGGAGUCUCGGGGAAGAAGAGAAUGUGUCAUGGCACAAAUGUCUACCCACACGGGGAAAAAGAAAAUUAGAUUCCUACCUCUGUCUUACGCGAAAAUAAAUUCCAGGUGGAUUAUAAACCUAGAUGUCAAUAACCAAACAAUAAAAUGUUUAGACAAAAACA
Molecule: messenger RNA, 4473 nt
Organism: Equus caballus (horse)
Lineage: Eukaryota; Metazoa; Chordata; Mammalia; Perissodactyla; Equidae
Source: RefSeq, a predicted model, not a curated record